This is a messenger RNA of Spea bombifrons (plains spadefoot toad), 936 nucleotides long. RefSeq names its product olfactory receptor 12D1-like. Gene Ontology annotation, cellular component: membrane. Gene Ontology annotation, molecular function: olfactory receptor activity; G protein-coupled receptor activity. Lineage: Eukaryota; Metazoa; Chordata; Amphibia; Anura; Pelobatidae. The transcript has a single exon. The record is from RefSeq and is a predicted model, not a curated record. Gene Ontology annotation, biological process: G protein-coupled receptor signaling pathway. The coding region runs from base 1 to 936 and encodes 311 amino acids.
AUGUCUGUGUCCUGUGUAAACUGCACGUCCGUGAGUGAAUUUAUUCUGGGUGGGCUGACAGAGACACCGCACUUAGAGAAAGUCCUCUGCAGCAUCUUCUUUCUUAUAUAUGCAAUGAAUGUGGCCGGCAACCUCUCAAUCAUCAUCAUUGUGGCUCUCGACUGCAACCUGCACAGCCCAAUGUACUUUUUUCUGGGUAACCUCUCCUUCCUGGAUAUCUGUUUUUCCUCUGUCGCUGUCCCUAGGAUGCUCCAUGAUUUCAUAACUCGACAGAAGGUAAUUUCAUUAGCAGCUUGCUUGGCUCAGAUGCACUUCUUCCAUUUCCUGGGCAGCACCGAGGUCCUUCUUCUGACUGCCAUGUCGUACGAUAGAUUUAUAGCCAUCUGUAGACCCCUUCAUUAUACGGAGAUCAUGAAUAGGAAGCUGUGCCUAACUCUGGCCAUUGGAUCUUGGGCCACUGGCUUCCUUCAUUCACUGCUGCACACAAUAAGCACGUCCUUGUUACCAUUUUGUGGGCCCAACAUAGUCAAUCAUUUCUUUUGUGACAUUAAGCCAUUGCUGAAGUUGUCCUGCACCAACACCAGUUUUAAUUCCAGUCUGCUGCUACUCGUCACAGGGUCCUUGGUAAUGAUAUCGUUCCUCUUGACCCUUCUGUCCUACAUCUAUAUCGGUUAUACCCUUGCUUGGAUUCCAUCAGCCACGGGAAGGUCCCGAGGAUUUUCCACAUGCGCCGCUCAUCUCAUUGUGGUUAUUUUACUCUAUGGGACAGCUCUGUUCACCUACCUGCGCCCAGUUACAGAAAAAUCCAUAGAAAUUGACAGAAUUGCAGCCAUUCUAUUCACCAUCCUCACACCCAUGCUAAACCCUAUUAUUUACACGUUGCGGAACCAAGAUGUGCAGAACGCGUUGGUAAAACUUGCAAAUUCAUGGAUAUGA